This is a messenger RNA of Carassius auratus (goldfish), 1916 nucleotides long. Its product is annotated as E3 ubiquitin-protein ligase TRIM39. Gene Ontology annotation, molecular function: protein binding; zinc ion binding. Bases 152 to 1777 code for a protein of 541 amino acids. The transcript has 7 exons. Lineage: Eukaryota; Metazoa; Chordata; Actinopteri; Cypriniformes; Cyprinidae. The record is from RefSeq and is a predicted model, not a curated record.
UAGUGUUCAUCGUCUGGUUGACUAUGUCGUGUAAUAUUUUUUUUUUGACACGUGCACAGUGAGGAAAAGGUGACACUAUACGCUUUCCUUCCUCCUGCAUUACACCACAGCUGCACUGAGAAAACACAAGACACAACACGUACGUAGAGCGAUGGCUUCUUCCGUCAGUUCCCAGGUUGAACAGUUCCUGUGUUCAAUAUGUCAGGAUUUCUUCUCUGACCCAGCAACCAUUCCGUGUGGACACAACUUCUGCAUGGAAUGCAUCACUCAACACUGGGACAGCAGUAUGAAGACUGAAUGCCCGCUUUGCAAGAAGGACUUUCACUUAAGACCAGACCUUGGCAUCAACAGAGAAUUCAGAGAGCUCACUGAAAGACUGAAGAGAGGAGUAAGUCCUGUCCAACCUGGUGCAGUACCCUGUGAUGCCUGCACAAAAAUAAAGAGAGAAGCUUUGAAGACUUGCCUGCAUUGUGAAGGAUCUUUCUGUAAAACUCACCUAGAGCCUCAUAACACUGUAGCAAAAUUGAAGAAACACAAACUUAUCGACCCUGUGAAGAAUCUGCAAGAUUAUAUAUGCACGAAGCAUGAAAUGCCUCUGGUGCUGUUCUGCAGAGAUGAUCAGAAGUGUGUGUGCCUGUCGUGUGUGACGAAAGACCACAGAACCCACAACACUGUUCCUGUAGAGGAGGAAAGUGAAGAACGGAAGUCUCAGUUUGGGAGAAGACAAGUCGAGGUGUAUUCCAUGAUUCAGAGCAGAUUGAAGAAGAUUGAAGAAAUCAAAUGCUCGGUAAAGCUCAGCAAGCAAAGCUCAGAAAAAGAGAGAGCAGACAUUGUUGAGCUGUUCACUAGUCUGAUCCGCUCCAUUGAGAGAUGUCAGUCUGAGCUGCUGGAGGUGAUGGAGCAGAAGCAGACAGCAGCACAGAAUCAGGCUGAAGAGCUGAUUAAAGAGCUGGUGCAGGAAAUCACUGAACUGGAGAGAAGAAACACUGAGCUGGAGCAGCUCUCACACACUGAGGAUCACCUGCACCUCCUACAGAUUUAUCCAUCCCUGUGCAGGCCUUUAGACACCAAGAUCUGGACUGGGAUCAGUACUGACACUCAUCUGAAGGAGGACGCUGUGAGGAGAGCCCUGACAAAACAUCAAGAAUUCCUCAGUAGUGCAAUGGUGAAGAUUACAGGAACUGAGCUAAAGAGGCUUGAGAAGUUUACAGUGAAUGUGACUAUGGAUCCUGAAACAGCUCAUCCGAAACUCUCCUUGUCCGAGGAUGACAAACAAGCUGGACAUGGAGAAACACGGCAGAUUGUGCCGGACAGUCCAUGGAGGUUUGAUACAUGUCCCAGCAUCCUGGGGAAAGAGGGAUUUUCUUCUGGGAAAUUUUAUUUUGAGGUACAGGUGAAAGGGAAAACUGAGUGGGAUUUAGGUGUGGCGAGGGAGUCUGUUAACAGGAAGGGAAUAAUAACUCUGAGUCCAAGGAAUGGACUGUGGACUCUGUGGUUGAGGAACGGAAGUGAGUAUAAGGCCUGUGACUGUCUGUCUGUCUCUCUCUGUCUGAAGGUCAAGCCCCAGAAGGUGGGUGUUUAUGUAGACUAUGAGGAAGGUCUGGUCUCAUUUUAUGAUGUGGAGUCCAGGUCUCAUAUCUACUCUUUCACUGGUCAGGCUUUCACCGAGAAACUCUAUCCAUAUUUCAGCCCAGGCUUUAAUCAUGGAGAAAAAAAUUCAGCCCCACUGAUCAUUUCACCUGUCGGAAAGAACAAGUGUAUUUUAGCCAAUUAUUAACCAUUUGGAAUUAAAAUAAAAUAAAUGAUGGAAAGAAGGAAGGAAGAAUGACUGUCAGUGUAAUACAUUAUUAUUGUAUUUUGCUAGUAAGACCACUUUUUUUGCGCAAUGAUGUUCCAAUUUAAAAUAAAGAUGAUAC